AUGGCAAAAUUAAUAAAAAAAAUUAGUUUACGUAAAGGUAAACGUAGAAUACCUAAAGGAGUUAUUCAUAUUCAAGCAAGUUUUAAUAAUACUAUUGUUACUGUAACAGAUAUACGUGGACAAGUCGUUUUUUGGUCUUCUGCGGGUGCUUGUGGUUUUAAAGGUGCAAAAAAAAGUACCCCUUUUGCAGCUCAAACUGCCGCAGAAAAUGCUAUUCGUGUUUUAAUUGAUCAAGGUAUGAAACAAGCUGAAGUUAUGAUAAGUGGUCCUGGUCCAGGGCGAGAUACAGCAUUACGUGCUAUUCGCCGAAGUGGUGUUAUUUUAAAUUUUGUUCGUGAUGUAACUCCUAUGCCACAUAAUGGAUGUAGACCUCCGAAAAAACGACGUGUUUAA
Physcomitrium patens is the source of this 393-nucleotide messenger RNA. The record is from the annotation of a RefSeq genome assembly. NCBI's taxonomy places the organism in Eukaryota, Viridiplantae, Streptophyta, Bryopsida, Funariales, Funariaceae.